Molecule: messenger RNA, 1612 nt
Organism: Cryptomeria japonica (Japanese cedar)
Lineage: Eukaryota; Viridiplantae; Streptophyta; Pinopsida; Cupressales; Cupressaceae
Product: outer envelope pore protein 37, chloroplastic
Exons: 6
Coding region: 332-1312 (326 amino acids)
Biological process (GO): monoatomic cation transport
Cellular component (GO): chloroplast outer membrane
Molecular function (GO): monoatomic ion channel activity
Source: RefSeq, a predicted model, not a curated record
UAUUCAUUGCCCCACAUAAAUCCCUUGCAAGUCCGCCUAACGUCGACGAGCAGAAGCCAUUGGCCGUCGGAUCCAAGAUUUUUGAGGGCAGAGCACGCGAAUAUAGUAAGAACAAGCGCGCAAUUUAUUCGCCUGAAGCCCUAGCUUUGCUGUAAAUAAUUCUAUUUUUUAUCUGUCAGUGAAAGAAAAAAAAGAGAGGAGGCCUGCGCCCCUGGGCGAAGAUGUUGACUCUGCUCAAAUAGCACAGGCGGACAGAUAUUUGCAUUCAUUCAUGAAAUCUUCUCGGCUGUAAUUAAUUUCAACGUCUCUGUGUUGUUUUUUUAGCACAAAAAUGGCGGAAGUCUCGACAGAAGCUGCGCCUCUUCCGGAGGUAGCGGUGGAACCGGAGAAAAUCGGUGCGAUUGACGUUCACCCGGCCAAAUUUGGGCGAGAUUGGAGAAGAAAACCGGCCUUCAAGAUUUCGACGGAGUUUGAUAGCGAGUCGAAAGAUAUAAUUAAUAAAUUCUCGGCCAGGCUUUUUGACGGGCUUGGGAAGAUAAAAGGUUCGUUUCAGAGGGACUUGAACGGGAAGUUGCAGUGUCCUCAGCUGGGAUUGGACACAAAGUAUUUGUCGAUCUUGUAUGAUCACGAAGACCGCAAUGCGCUUUUUACCGCCUCUGCCGACCUCAGUAACCAGUUUCAGCUCAAGCUUCAAGGCGAUGCUAAGGCUCAACAAGGAGAACUAAAGCUGAUUACAAAGUUAUGUGACUCCAAGUAUAAAGCAGAAGUAUCAUAUGAUGUCCCAUCAACUAGGCUGCCAAGGGCAUCUGUAACUUUCCCUGGUGGUGAAGUGAAAUUGGUGGAUGAAGCUCAAGAAGAGGGUCAAGCUUAUUCUGUUCAUGCUUUACUUGCAAAGAACUUUAUGAAUGGUCUGUGUAGUGCAGAUUUUCAGGGUGAAAGCUUGAAUUUGAAAUAUGCAUACAAGGAUAAAGAAAUGACUCUCAUACCUUCUAUAAAUUUGCCAUCAAAAGAUCUCACGUUUGCCUUUAAAAGACGGUUUAAUCCCCUGAAUAAAUUAAGCUACUUAUAUAAUUUCAAUUCAGCUGCAUGGAGUGCUGUCUACAAACAUAAACCUAAUGAUGCUUUUAAAAUCAAAGUAGGUUAUGAUUCACACGUUCGAGUUGGAUGGGCCUCAGCUUGGGUGGGCAAAGAGGAGGCAGGUGCUAAAAGUGCACCAGGAAAAGUCAAAUUUCAGCUCAUGUUGCAGGUUCCACAAGAUGAUAUAGGAUCAUAUGCAGUGCUAUUCAGAGUGAAAAAAAGAUGGGAUUUCUAAUUGUUUCAGCCUUGAUUAUUUGAAGUAUGGGCUGCAUUUUGGCAUCUCUGUGUCACAUUUUUCCUAACCCAAAAUGCAAAUUUAUCUACUCACUUUUCCACAACAAUGAAGAGCUGUUCAUUUUUUCAUUCUCUAAUUUUUCCUAGUUUUUCCCUUUGGCAAGGUUAAGAACUUAAGAGCUUAAUUUCCAACCUUGUACCAUGAAGUUGAGGAAUGGUUACCCUGCACAUUACAAGUUGUGUACAAGCCCAAUGCUUUCACUGUACUUCUGUGGGUAAUACAAAAUAAAAUUCAUAGCUA